Messenger RNA from Hypomesus transpacificus, 3268 nucleotides. RefSeq names its product transcription elongation factor A (SII), 3 (gene tcea3). The record is from RefSeq and is a predicted model, not a curated record. Gene Ontology annotation, biological process: transcription elongation by RNA polymerase II; DNA-templated transcription. Gene Ontology annotation, molecular function: nucleic acid binding; zinc ion binding. The transcript is spliced from 21 exons. The coding region runs from base 580 to 2850 and encodes 756 amino acids. Lineage: Eukaryota; Metazoa; Chordata; Actinopteri; Osmeriformes; Osmeridae. Gene Ontology annotation, cellular component: nucleus.
CAAAAUAACUUCUGGAACAGCUUCUUUAAAGCUAAUAUUGUAGAGGACACUUCGCUUGAACUCUACUCCCCUCGGUGCUGUCACUUUCGAUUUGGAGAAAUUAAAUAUUGACUUCUAACUUAGUUUUGCCAAAGGUUACGAAUUCACGUAGGGCAAAGGCUCGUCUCCUAUUGUAAGUGUGUGUAUAGGGGGCGGGUGGAGGUUAUCUGAACGUGUUUAAACAUGCGUGCGUAAAUGGAGAAGUAGCCUAACUACCGCAAUAACUAAAUGUAGAAUGGGGACCGCUAUCAAUAUUCUAAGAGUUCUGUUUGUACGAGAAUAUGUUUAUUUAAAUACGAUAUUGGUCCCAGCCCCAUAGCAACUUCUAAAAUUAGGAGUUGUCAUGUGUCAUGUUGACCAGAUGGUCAGACGAUCCAACAGUCCUUCUGCCGAGGACACGCCCCUUAUACGAGUGGACACUGGACAGUACCGUAGCGUAAAAUCUGAUGUAUGAAGGAUUAAAACUUCGCACGUUUUAUUUGUUUGAAUGAUAUACAACGUUCAAAGUGAUUUACAUCUGCACGUUUGAUUCAUGCCGUUAUGAUGCGAGAGGAGGAUCUAAUUCGAAUUGCUAAAAAACUGGACAAGAUGGUGUCUAGAAACAACACGGAUGGCGCUUUGGAUCUGCUGAAAGAGCUAAGGAGUUUUAACAUGACGCUUAAACUCCUGCAGGAAACCAGGAUCGGAAUGUCUGUGAACAGCAUCAGGAAGCACUGCACCGAUGAGGAAGUGGUAACCCUGGCUAAGCUACUCAUCAAAGACUGGAAGAGACUUCUGGAUACCCAGAGCCCCACUGAGAUGAAGAAUGGGGUUGAACACCCCGGGUCUCCGGUCCAUUCCCCUUUUGAUAGAGACACCAGUCACAGGAGACCAGAAAUCGAACCGAGGUCAGACUCAGAGCCUGAUAUAAAAGACCCUGACAAACCUGAAAGAGACAAGCUCGAACACGACCAGAAGAAGGACAAGCAGGCCGGGGGAGAGUGGAAGAGAGCGAGGCCUCCAACUGGGCACCAGAACCACAGGCCGCUAGAAACACCCAGAACCGGUAAACAUCCACAAGAGCCCAGGAAAGAGAGUCACGCAGAAGAGAACAAGAAGCACAGGGACCUCGACGACACGGGGAAGGAGAGACGAACGGAGGCGCCGAGGAAAGAGAGACACAUUCAAGACCAUCGCAACAACCGACACGAGCAGGAAACCAAGACAGCCCGACCGUCAGAGGAACACAAGAAGGACAGGUGUCAGGAAGAAGCCAGAAAAGACCGAGGUUCCGAGGACGAGCGGAGAGAGAGACACGCGGAGCCGUGCAGGAACGAGAGACGCUCGCACGAGACACCCAAAGAGAGACCCGCCGACAACCACAAAUGGGUGUUUGAGAGGAGAAGUGUGUUGGAUGGGAACAUUCUGUACCCCUCCCGCUACCCCUCUCCUCCCCGGAUCCCCCGUCCCCCUCGCCCUCCUCCUCCGGUCAAACGUCUGUCAGUGGAGGUGACCAAAGAGAGGACGGACUCCACGGACUCUCUGCCCUCCUCCCGUCCUCCUCGUGCGCACCCCCCCAAGUCCACCUCUCCUCCGCCCGGACGGCCUUCUCUGGAGGUGAAGAAGGAGAGGAAGAAAGCUCCGGACCCCAACGCCCCGCUUUCCCCUGUUCCUCUUCACCUUCAUCCUCCACCUAAGCCCUCCUGUGUGCUGGAGGUCAAAAAGGAGAGAAAAGGGCCCCCGGACCCCAAUGCUCCUCUCGCUCCUCUUCCUCUUCAUCUCCACCCCCCGCCCCCCACCAAGCGCCCGUCGGUGGACGUAAAGAAGGAGAGAAAGGAGACGUCCGAAUCCAGACCUGUUCCUCAGAAGAGGCCGUGUGACCCUAUAAAACACGACAGGAAAAACUCAUCGGAGAGCAAAGCACCCAAGUUAUCGUCUGUGGAAGCUAAGAAAGAAAGAAACGACUCAUCUGAAUCUAAACCACAAGCUCCUAAGCGCUCUAUUGUGGACGGCAGGAAAGACAGGAAGGACUCGACGGACUCCAAGCCUGGACAUCCAGUCAAAAGACAUUCAUCGGACUCCAAACCAGACAGGAGGGAGUCCACUGACUCCAAGAAAGCUGUAUCCCCUCCGGCUAAGAAGCUCACUGGUGACAGAAGGGAGUCGCAUGGGUGCAAGUCCUCCCCCUCCGCCACUCUGCAGAGGAAGGCCUCCACCGACAGUAUUGAACGGAGAGUAAAACCAGACACCCCCAAGUCCCCCACCACCCCGACCAGCCCCAUGUCUCCCUCCUUCAGCUCGGCAGGGGGUCCGCUGUCCCCUCGCCUGGCCACAGGGGACUCCGUCAGGGACAAGUGCAUCGAGAUGCUGGCAGCUGCGCUGCGUACAGACGAUAACUACAAAGAAUUUGGGACAAACUGUGAUGCCAUGGCUGCAGAGAUGGAAGACCAUAUCUACCAGGAGAACCGAGCCACAGACAUGAAGUACAAGAACAGGGUCCGCAGCCGCAUCAGCAACCUGAAGGACCCCAAGAACCCGGGUCUGCGGAGGAACGUUCUGGCAGGAGGCAUCGAGCUGAGCCGCUUCGCCGUCAUGACUGCCGAGGAGAUGGCCAGUGAUGAGUUGAAGCAGCUGAGGAAUGUGCUGACCCAGGAGGCCAUCAGAGAGCACCAGAUGGCCAAGACAGGCGGCACCUCCACCGACCUGCUGCAGUGCGGAAAGUGCCGGAAGAAGAACUGCACCUACAACCAGGUCCAGACCCGCAGUGCUGAUGAGCCUAUGACCACCUUUGUGCUGUGUAAUGAGUGUGGAAAUCGCUGGAAGUUCUGCUGAUGUAUGCUGCUGGAGCCAGGAGUCUGGGAGGUCAAAGGUCACGUUAUCUGCCCUGAGAGAAUUCUGUCUUGGACCUUGCCCAUCACACAGAACAAUAACAUUGCUUUUACUAAAGGGAAAAGGGGAAAUAAUGGAUGAUGAAUCAAUGUGUUUAGUGAUUUUACAACAACAAAAACACACAUAGUGUUUUUGAGAUACUUGCAAUUUAUACUUGACUUUUUAAGAUUGGUAUGCAUGAGAUUUAGACUGGGAUUUAAUUCAUGUUAACAUUGUCAUGGGCUGGGUGGGGCGGGUGGAGGGGUCUGUGCAGGUGGGUGAUUGAGUCAUUGAUCCUGUUGAAUCACAAGCUACACUAGGGUGCUUAUGUGGUUAAAUGCUGAUAUCAAUGUCACUAAUAAAAUGCAGAUUUUAUUUCAAA